UGUUCGGAGCAAUCGCGAUCGCCAGAGCGACAUGGCGGAAUUUGGAGAUGCUUUUCUCCGUUUUCACCAAUAGAGUUUUGGUUUAUGUAGCCUGAACACUUCGCAAAUUUAUCAUAUUGUGCACAGAUAUUUGCGCCGAUCAAAAGACUCAUCUGUUAAAACUCUUCCAGUUGAUAUCCACGCCAUGGCCUCCGUCUUCCUCAACACGCUGACCCCCAAAUUCUACGUUGCUCUCACCGGAACAUCGUCACUCAUCUCGGGCUUAAUCCUCAUCUUCGAGUGGUGGUACUUCCGCAAGUACGGAACCUCUUUCAUCGAGCAGGUGUCCCUCAACCAUCUCUCCCCGUGGCUCGGAGGAAACGGUGGCAAUGGAGAUGAAGCGGAACCUCCGCCUCCACAAGCAUCACCGCCGACGUCGGCAUCAGAGUGCAAAGUGUGGCGAAAUCCGCUGAGUCUCCUCCGCGGUGCGGAAUACUCUCGCUUCCUGGCAGCUACGGGGCGUGAGCCCCUCACCUUCUACGACAUGAACUUAUCCGCACAAGAUCAUCAAACGUUGUUCACGUGCGAGGCAGACACCGGGCGGCCCGAUUGUGAAGUGAUGCAGAUGGCUUGGAGAGAGAGAGAUCCGAAGACAAGAGUAAAAUAUGCUCGCGACGCAUUGGAAAAGAAUUCUGAAUGUGUUACAGCGUACAUCUUAUUAGCAGAAGAAGAAGCACCCGGAGUGUUAGAGGCGGAGAAGUUGUUCAAGCAGGCGCUCAAAUUUGCAGAGGCCAAUCAUAGGAAGAGCCAACAGAUGCAACACCAAGGCUCAUACCAGGAAUCCCUGCAUAGGCGAGACUCGAACGUGCUGGUUUACGUGCGGCGCAGGCUGGCCAUGUGCGCACGCAAGCUGGGCAAAGUGCGGGAAGCAGUAAAGAUGAUGCGCGAUUUGAUUAAGGAAUUCCCCAUGAUGAAUCUCUUCAACAUUCACGAGAACCUGAUAGAAGCCCUGCUGGAACUGCAGGCGUACGCCGACGUCCAGGCGGUACUGGCAAAGUACGACGACAUCAACUUGCCAAAAUCCGCAACCAUCUGCUACACCGCCGCCCUCCUCAAAGCCCGAGGGGUCGGCGACAAGUUCUCUCCCGACACCGCGGCGCGACGCGGCCUCACCGCGUCCGAACUCUCUGCUGUCGAGGCCAUCCACCGUGCCGUCGAGUUCAACCCGCACGUUCCCAAGUACCUCCUCGAAGCCAAGAGCCUCAUCAUGCCCCCGGAGCACCUCCUCAAAAGGGGCGACUCGGAGGCCGUCGCAUACUCCUUCUUCCACCUGGCCCACUGGAAGCGGGUCGAGGGCGCCCUCGCGUUGCUCCACUGGUCGUGGGAGGGAACAUUCCGUGCCAUUCCGUAUCCGCUGGAGCGGGGACACUUGUUCUACCCAUAUCCGACCUGCACCGAGGCGACGGACCGGGAGCUCUUGCCCCCGUUCCACGAGGUCUCCGUCUAUCCGAAGAAGGAGCUGCCGUUCUUCAUCCUCUUCACGGCGGGUCUGUGCUCGCUGACGGCGUUGCUCGCGCUGCUCACCCAUCAGUAUCCGGAACCCGUCGGAGUGGCGGCGCGCACGCUGCUGUCGUGGCUGGCCCUUCCCGUCGGUUACGUCGUGGACAAGCUGGAAGCGCUCCUGCCCUCGAGCUUGCUCCAACAGUUGUCCAGGAUCUGAGGACCUGCAUCGUCGGGAGGGAGGGCUUCACUGUCUUUCGCGCGUGUUGUCGUCAGUGUAUUAUCACCUCAUCUCAUUGUAUUUUCCCCAUUUUAUUAUUAUUAUUUUUGUUUUCUUUGGCACUUUGUGAACACUACGAUGUGACAAUGUGAUCAGAUCUUUUUGAGAUGUGUCACUUCCUUGAUGUUCCGUAGGGACGGUCUUGUUCUUGAAGUGAGUGGGUGUUGUGCGAGACGCUGUGAAUGCACACGGGAAAAAUGCUCAUACGUUGUAUAGUCAACCUUUACUGAAAUUCAGAAAGUUUUACUAUAGCAUAAAGUGCCACGCUUGUUUUUAAGUACAAAGAAUAAGUACUAUUUAUUUUUCAUGCAGUCCCCUGCCAUACAUUGAGUGUUCCGUCUUCUUGGUAAGGCUUCGUACUGAAGUUCCUGUAAUAGGACACCAGUGCAUUCUGUCUGACCUUCGGAUAUGCACUGCCUAUUUAUGACCUAUUGAACUUGUUGCUUACUGACAAGUAGGAAAGUAUCCCCAUUGAAAAUGUCCAAAGUCUUUGGCAUAGUUGAUAUACUGCACACUUGUAGUGCUACAGUAGAUCAUCCUCAAGGUUUACGGACAGCUAGUAUAAGGAUCGAUGGGGAAUCGAUCAACGAGGUUAAAAUAUGGCGCACAAAUUUUAACAGUAUAUUUUGACUUUUGAAGAAGUACUUCGUUGAGUUGACAUUUUGCUGACCUAGGAGAUCGUUUGACAAAAUCUUGGCACCGACACGUUUAACGAAGGCGUUUGUAACAAAUCGACAAUGUGUUCCACUUGCAACGUUUCAGCACUGUACUUGAGGACAUGUUUUCAGUGUCGAGUUGCUUCAUUGCGUUGUGCGUCCAGUAGUUAGUAUUUAUUUUCUUGUGACAGGGUAGCGCAACUCUUUCCAAGGGUGACCUUAUUGUGCAAGGUGACUUCACUGUCGAGCCUUGCCACCCCUAUGUUGCCACAAUGAUGCCAAGCAGCCGAAAUAAAUGUGAUCCAGCACAUGACACAUGCUGUCGGAC
This is a messenger RNA of Ornithodoros turicata, 2743 nucleotides long. Its product is annotated as suppressor of tumorigenicity 7 protein homolog. The transcript is spliced from 10 exons. Bases 185 to 1699 code for a protein of 504 amino acids. Lineage: Eukaryota; Metazoa; Arthropoda; Arachnida; Ixodida; Argasidae. Gene Ontology annotation, molecular function: protein binding. The record is from RefSeq and is a predicted model, not a curated record.